AUGCUUUCUGAGGCCCUGCCCUGCUUCCAGUUACUCCGUAUGGGCCCAGCUUCCCCUGUGGAUUCACCCAACCGGGAUCUCUACACCUUCCGACCUGCCAGGCCCAGCUGCACCUAUCGGUUGGGCCGCCGAGCCGAGGUCUGUGAUGUCAUUCUGGUGUCAGAGCAGAACCCGGCCUUGAUCUCACGAAUCCAUGCAGAGAUCCAGGCAGAGAGGGAUGCGGACAGCACAGCCGGGGAAUGGCGCGUGGGCCUGGUGGACUGCAGCACUCACGGUACCUAUGUCAAUGCCAUCCGUGUGCCCCAUGGCCGGCGGGUGGACCUGAAUGAUGGCGAUCUUCUGACCUUUGGCCACCCCAACCCAGUGCCCGAGGGUGGUGCCCUGCCACCUCCGCACGGCAGCUCUGAGUUCUACUUCCUCUUCCAGAAGGUCCACGUUCGUCCUCAGGACUUUGCUGCUAUCACAGAGCCAAAAGCCCCCUGGGCUUCCUCCUGCGGCUUUCGGCCGGUGCUGCCGUCUGGCAACCACCGCAUCCGCCCGCUGUCUCGUCACUUGUCCACCUCCCUCUCCUGCCGCUCCAAAGCCACCCUCAUCCUCAGCUCCAUUGGCAGCCUCAGCAAACUCAAGCCGCAGCCCUUCACCUUCUCCCUGGGCCGGACGCGGUGCGUGGAGCCCCCUGCCCAGCCGCGGGCAUCUCGGAACCGCCGCAAGUCAGCUCACACGCUGCUGCCUGAACUGGAGGACGAGAUCACCCGUCUCGAAGAGGAGCAGCCGGCGGCGGCGGGCAAGGAGCAGCGACUGAGUAGUUUCAUGCAUUGCCACAGCAACAGCAACCACCCCUUGCGAAUCCAGCAGAGAGUGCCAGAGGGGAGCAAGAACCUGCAGGAAGAUGUGGGACCAAAGCUUCACAUCACGCCCACGGGGAAACGGCGGGGUCGGCCCCGGAAGAACCCUCUCGGGGGCACCUGCCAGGUGUUCUCGCAGACUCUGUCUGCCUCUGAGCCAUGUGCGGCGCCCCGGUGCCACCUCCCCGAGGACGAGAUGGUGGAGUGGGUCCAGUGUGACGGCUGCGACGCCUGGUUCCACGUUGCCUGCGUGGGCUGCAGCUACAGUGCCGUAAAAGAGGCAGACUUCCGCUGUGCUGCCUGCCGCUCGUAACAGAGGCAGGCAUGGCGAAGGAGCAGCCCCCAAAUAAUAGCAGU
This is a messenger RNA of Elgaria multicarinata webbii, 1202 nucleotides long. It is a transcript of the gene TCF19, whose product is annotated as transcription factor 19. Gene Ontology annotation, cellular component: nucleus. The transcript has 3 exons. Gene Ontology annotation, biological process: regulation of gene expression. The coding region runs from base 1 to 1158 and encodes 385 amino acids. The record is from RefSeq and is a predicted model, not a curated record. Lineage: Eukaryota; Metazoa; Chordata; Lepidosauria; Squamata; Anguidae. Gene Ontology annotation, molecular function: protein binding.